AUGCGGCGAGACGAUGCAGGAGAAGACAACGAAAAUGAUUAUAAAGAUGACGAUGACUACGAUACCACGACCACCAAGGGGGAAACUACGACAUCAGAAGGGCUCACGACCACAGAAACCACGACUACAAAAAAGAAGAAAAGAACUAAGGCACCGAAACGACCGAAAUCAACAACAACGCUCUUCAACACGUUAUCGCCGAAGUUCGAUCCCAGCAGAGAGGCAUUGGCGUCAGCGACCACCUCCUUAGCGACGAUUUCAUCUCAACAGCCAAUACGGCCUAGAGCGAAUGCUACCGCAGUUUCGGAUUUCGAUUUUAUGGAAAUCAUUUCGAAUCUUCGAACAGCAUUUGAAGAUUUGGAUGAUGCUGUCAAGUUAGGCGUCGUGGGAGGCCUCGCAAUCUUCGUAGCCCUUCUCCUGUACUGUUGCUAUCAAACGUGCUGCAAUAGGAACCGAGCUGUUCGACAUCAUGUCAUAGUUUUGGAAGGGGGUCAUCGAUCACGAAGACGAUACACGUUUUCACGAUCGGACUCUGUACCACGUGAACGAGCGAAGUCUCCGGACCAAAUCACUCCAGAGAAACUUAGCAAACAAACAGCCCAAACAGCUGAAGAAGGCAGGCCGCUGGAUGAGAAAAGAAAGAGUAACGAAGAUCGGCAGGAUGAUUUCCUCAAACUCAAAGCGACUGCUCCAACUAUGCAGACCUCGGAAGAGAAUGUGCCCACUGCUGAGGGUGGUCCUAAAUUGGCAUUCCCUCCAGUGCCCAGGACACCUCCACCUGCCACACCUUUGGGGAUGGCUAGUCGCGUCGCUCGGAAUUUCAGGAGUUUCUGGCGUAGAUCGCAUGAAGGUAGUAAACCGCCGCCUAUGAAUGCCACUCCUAGCAACAUAUUGGACGCGAUGGGUAACGUACCAGAAAAUAUUCUUGAAGGGCCGCCACCACCACCGCCACCACCACCACCACCCAUCGGCGGAACACCCGUUGGUGUUAGCGGUUCGGCAGAUGGGUACGAGCAAUUGGCGCACUUUCAAAAUCCUUAUCCUUCGCCGGCUGCUCAGUUCUGA
This is a messenger RNA of Haemonchus placei, 1065 nucleotides long. The record is from the annotation of a GenBank genome assembly. NCBI's taxonomy places the organism in Eukaryota, Metazoa, Nematoda, Chromadorea, Rhabditida, Trichostrongylidae.